Molecule: messenger RNA, 1790 nt
Organism: Penaeus monodon (black tiger shrimp)
Lineage: Eukaryota; Metazoa; Arthropoda; Malacostraca; Decapoda; Penaeidae
Gene: CIAPIN1
Product: anamorsin homolog
Exons: 3
Coding region: 309-1142 (277 amino acids)
Biological process (GO): iron-sulfur cluster assembly
Cellular component (GO): cytoplasm
Molecular function (GO): iron-sulfur cluster binding
Source: RefSeq, a predicted model, not a curated record
UAUACAUACGCACGUCUGUGUCCCUCUACGUAAAACACCUACCCUGUGGUUAUAAUUCCAGAUAUUAUUUUUUUCCUUUUUUCUCUCUCUGUUUCACUUUGUAGCAUUUAUUCUCUCUUUCUCUCUCCCUUUCUAUCUCCCUCGUCUCCUUCGUUAGGGUUUAUUCACGGUAUUUAAUGCGGAUAAAGUGUAAAUUCUGCUUUAGAAAUUAGUGAAGGGAAUCCGUCGGGUCGAGUGUCAAGGGGAAGAGGAGGAAGAGGAUCUUGUAUAAAGUUUUUUCUCCUUUUCGUCCAAAAAGUUGCAGCAAGAUGUUCGGAAUAAAGGCCAGUCAGCAUGUGCUCAUGGUCUGGAGUGCGCCUGUGAAUGCAGAGGAAUUGCAGACAUUUGUUGGAGAGCUGAAGUCUGCUGUAGGGGACAAAGGAAAAGUAGCUGUCGAAAAUGCUGAUAUGCUAACAAGUUCCAACCACUCAGCAAGUUCGUUUGACCAUGUGUUAGUUGGUGUUCUUCCCCCGUUCACAUUCCAGUGCCCAGUAGACCUCUUGGGGGAAAUCUUACGCACCCUGAAGCCUAAGGGUUCAUUAACCAUGAGAACAACAGACGCUGCGAGCACGCAGUCAAAUUUAAAACUCGGUGGUUUCACCUCAGUGUCCGAACCAAGGAAUGCCAACCUUACAGACGAGCAGAAGCGAGAUGUUACUGUGCCUGUCUUUGAGGUCAUGUGUUUAAAGCCAGACUUCGAAGUUGGGUCUGCCAUGAAACUCUCCUUUGCAAAGCCACCAGCGAAGGCACCAGCAAAUACUUGGAACAUUGACCUAAAUGAUGAUGAUGUAGACCUGGCCGACCCUGAUGACUUGUUAACAGAGGAAGACUUGAUUCGACCUGACCCGACAAGCUUAAAAGUUUGUGGAACAACCGGGAAACGCAAGGCCUGCAAAAAUUGUGUGUGUGGGCUGAAGGAGGAGCUCGAUGCCGAGGAUAUGAAGAACAAGGAAUCAGCGAAGAAGGACUUUAAAUCAUCGUGUGGUAGCUGUUAUCUCGGAGAUGCUUUUAGGUGUGCCUCCUGCCCUUACCUUGGCAUGCCUGCAUUUAAACCCGGGGAAAAGGUAAAACUCGAAGAAAAGACGUUGCAGGAUAGUACCUAAGGCAUUGUAAUUUUACACUAAAAGUCCAGCAGUCUCGUGGGCUUGAUUGUAGAAAUGACAUUAAAGUAAUCGUAUAUAAACUAUAUUUUUUUUGCUAUUUAGUAUACAAAUAGACAGAAGUGGAAAAGGUUGUUUGUGGUCAUAGAAGUCUCUGAACUGGGUUGUAAAAAUUAUAUGAUAUUACAUAUUCAUGAUUAUUUUCUUUCUUUCUCUGUUUUUUGAGAUACAUUAUACAGAUGAAAUAAACUGGCGCAGGUAGCAAACUUAUUUGCAUUUACAGGAAUUCUUGGUGACCUCUUAUUACAUAACUAUUUAUCAGUUCUGCAUUUUAUUUGGUAUGUGUAAUGAAACAUUUGUUUGAAGUUUGAUGUAUUACUCUUCAGUCUAGAAAGUGAACAUGAACUUCGUGGGAUUGUGGUAUAUAAUCUUAUCAGUUUGUGUCGUUAGGUUGUUCCUUUUGCCACUGGUAAAGUAUGUUUCCUGUGUUAGGUUGAUAAUAAUUGCAUUGAAAAGUAAUUUUGAUGUAGGUCCCUCAAGAAAGGUUAGUGAGAUCAGACUUAAUUUAUACUCCAUACUAUCAUGGAAAAAUAUUUAUCAGCACCAUUGCUUAUAAUUUAUGAUGUGUUUCUACAAGAUUUUUUUUUUUUU